CUUGCAUCUAAACCCUUUCCAUCUCUCAUCCUGCAGGAUGAAGAAACACGUAAAGAUUAUGACUACAUGUUGGAUCAUCCUGAAGAGUAUUACAGGCAUUAUUACCACUACUACAGCAGGAGGUUGGCCCCAAAAGUGGACGUCAGAAUAGUGAUUCUAGUUACGGUGUGUGCCAUCUCUGUGUUUCAGUUCUUCAGCUGGUGGAGUAGUUAUAAUGAAGCUAUCAACUACCUAGCGACAGUGCCAAAAUAUCGCAUACAAGCUACUGAGAUUGCCAGGCAACAAGGUUUACUCAACAGGACUAAAGAAAAAGGCAAAAACAGGCGGUCUAAAGAAGAAAUCCGUGAAGAAGAGGAAGAAAUCAUCAAAGACAUUAUCAAAAAUAAAAUAGAUAUAAAAGGCGGUUAUCAGAAGCCCAAGAUAUAUGAUAUCCUUCUAUUUCAGAUCCUUCUUGCUCCUUUUUACUUGUGCAAAUACAUAGUUUGGUACUGUUGGUGGAUUUAUUGUUUCACCAUUAAAGGGCAGGAAUACGGUGUGGAAGAGAAGCUUUAUAUCAUACGGAGAUAUAUGAAAAUGUCGCAGUCUCAGUUUGACAGCCUAGAAGAUCAUCAAAAGGAGACCUUUCUUGAACGGCAGCUAUGGAUACGAGAAAACUAUGAGGUCUAUAAACAGGAACAAGAGGAAGAGUUGAAGAAGAAGAUGGCCAUGGAUCCCCGAUGGAAAAGAUACCGGAGGUGGAUGAGAAAUGAAGGACCUGGAAGACUAACUUUUAUUGAUGACUAAAAGCUGAUGCACAAAUCUAUGCUAAUGUUGAAACUGACUUGCAAAACUUCUUCACUACAUCAUUCAGAGUUUUAUCUGCUGUGGCUCAGCAGUGAUCUAAAACUCAGGAAUUAUUACAAUCAGGCUGAAAAAUAGUACAAGUUUACCAUUUCUAUAAGUCAAAUCUAUUAAACAGACUUAGCUCAAUGUAUAUAUUCCACUUACUUGGGGAUUUCAGAGUGGAUCUAUGAUGUGGAAUUCACUGUUUCAAAUAAUGUAUUUUCCUCUACGUAUUUCAUAUUCCUGAUCAAUAGAACCAUAACUUUCAUCUUUCCCAGAGUGUUUCUAGAUCAACCUGUGAAAUGAAGUGUUUCUGCAAAUGGACACUGGCAAUUUGGAAAUGCUCAAAAGGACUCUGAAGCAAGGACCAUUUUCUGCCUUCCUCUUCUCUCUUUUUCCCUACUUUUCAACUUAAGUUCUGAAAUGGCAAAUUGUUUUUUUGAUGUAGACUGCAAUAUGGGGAUUAUGCCUGACUCUUUCUUCUGCUAUCCCUGGUCCAGUUGGAAAUUUGAAUUUUAUUCUUUGUGGGAAUAAAUGAUGCAUGACAGAUCAUCAUUGUGAUGCAAACAAGCCUUAAUUCUUUGUUCUACAGAGUGAUACAUGAAGUAGUAUGCUUAAAUCUUUUGCGUGUGGUUUUUAAUCUUGUACGUUGGAUUGUACCUACUUGUUCGAAACAAGUGUACCAGUAAACAUUAGUCUACUAAAUGUGACAUUUCUUUCACCAAAGUAUUGGUAAAGGGGAAAAUGACCCUUUUGUUUAAAAGGGCAAUUUUGAU
Messenger RNA from Struthio camelus australis, 1598 nucleotides. The record is from RefSeq and is a predicted model, not a curated record. NCBI's taxonomy places the organism in Eukaryota, Metazoa, Chordata, Aves, Struthioniformes, Struthionidae.